GGUUUGAAGCUCGAGCGGGCUCCCGCGGUUGGGAGCCUUCGAGCUUGUGGUUCAGGUUGUGACUUGGAUGUGGACGCGAAUUCGGACACAGCUCGAUACUGCCCUGAAACUUCUUCGGAGCCCAUCAGGGGCGUUCUAGGCAUAGUGCCGGACGUGCAGCCUUGGAGACACUGUCCUGUCCGAGUAUUUGUUCCGCAGAGGGUCGUACAUCUCGUCGUUAUGCUUGCUGCGUUUUUCUGGCGAAUCUGGGCAGAAUGUCUCGAUGCGUCGCGGGCCUGCGCGAAGUACGUCGCUGCAGAUGCUGUGUCUACGUGCGGUCUCGUUGACGGCCCGGUGUGCUGGGCGGUCUCCCGCAUAAGUCUUGUACAAUUCAGGUCUAAGGCAUGCCCCCCCUUUCGCAAACACUUCUGCGCGCCUCCAGCCCGUGCAGACUAUUUGGCGAGCGUUCUGAUGAGGCUCGCUACGCACGCCUUCCGCGAAGAACCGUUGCCGUUACUCACCACUGGCAAGAUCAGCUGUGCAGGAUCAUUACGUAUCUCUGUCCUUCCUUGUCUUGUCUCCGAGUCGGUGGAAUGUCGCGAGUCCGAGACGAUCCCCGUCGGGCUGCGAUUCUUCGCUCAGAUGUGGCCUCGUUCCUCCGGCCGCCUUCCCGGGCUUCGUCAAUUAAGACGCUAUUAUCGAUUGCCUCUGGACGUUCUAUGCCGACUGGAGGCGGAUGGUGGCCCAUCACGCGAGCUACUUCAGCAUCCGGACGUGUGCAUCAUCUCGAGGACGUCCAGAUCUGUUCCCGCGUGUUCGGCGACUCGGACGUCGCCCAUGGAGAAGCGUGCGACUCUCAGGCAUUCCCAUCCUGUUGGGACACUGCUCUCGACUUUGACGAAGACCGCAGUGUCUGCAUGGCGCUCGAGUCGACGUGGUGGCUUGCAUGAUGCGUCAUGGGGCUCGCUGAUCUGAACGGAGGGCCACUAGUGCACGGCCUUCGACGCAGCAUCUCUGCAUCUCGUCAUCCGGAUGGCCACCGGGCUAGUGGCGCACCACCCUAUUCUAAUCUCACAGGCAUCUGUGUUUCCCACCAAUAUAUGUAGACAUUACCGAGAAGUGCAGCU
This is a messenger RNA of Fomitopsis serialis, 1106 nucleotides long. RefSeq lists its product as uncharacterized. Bases 220 to 954 code for a protein of 244 amino acids. The record is from RefSeq and is a predicted model, not a curated record. NCBI's taxonomy places the organism in Eukaryota, Fungi, Basidiomycota, Agaricomycetes, Polyporales, Fomitopsidaceae. The transcript is spliced from 3 exons.